CCGGACCUACGCGAAGGCACAGCCUGGGGCGGGGAGUCAUUCCCAUCACAAAGGCUCCUCCCCACAGCAGUAUUCCCACUGGCACAGACACUUGGGUUCCCACCAAGCUGGGUUCAGGCAGGGCUGGGAAGGGGGCACCUGUUCCACCGGGACUCUGCUUCCAGCCGUCCUCUCUGUUCGCCGCCCGCCAUGGUCCUCUGCCUGGCACCCGCGAUGCUGCUGCUGCUUCUGGGGUCGCCGAGUUCGGCCGGACGGAACCGAUGCUUGGAUGCGGCCGAGGCGUGCACGGCUGAUGCGCGGUGCCAGCGGCUGCGCACCGAGUACGUGGCGCAGUGCCUGGGUCGGGCCGCGGCUGGGGGCUGCCCCCAGGCCCGCUGCCGCCGCGCCCUGCGCCGCUUCUUCGCCCGCGGGCCACCAGCUCUCACCCACGCGCUGCUCUUCUGCUCGUGCGUCAACGCCGCGUGCGCCGAGCGCAGGCGCCAGACCUUCGUGCCCGCCUGCGCCUUCUCGGGGCCCGGCCCGGUGCCGCCCUCCUGCCUCGCACCCUUAGACGCCUGCGAGCACAGCCGGGUCUGCAGGCCCCGCCUCCUGGCCUUCCAGGCCUCCUGUGCUCCCGCCCCCAGCGCCCCCGACCGCUGCCUGCAGGACCAAGCCCCCCGCUGCCUGCGCGCCUUCGCGGGCCUCGUAGGCACCGCCAUCACCCCCAACUACGUGGACAACGCGAGUGCGCGCGUGGCGCCCUGGUGCGACUGCGGAGCCAGCGGAAACCGGCGUGAGGAGUGCGAAGCCUUCCGGGGGCUCUUCACCAGGAACCGCUGCUUGGAUGGUGCCAUACAGGCCUUUGAUGGUGGGUGGCCAGUAAUCCUGCAGGACCAGCUAGAUGUCCACCAGGACCCCGAGAAUAGCCUCCUGCAAGUGUCCUCCACAGAUGGGCUCCUGGUUGGGAGCUCCCUGCUCCCCAUGCUCCCUGUCCUGGCUCUCCAGCCCCUGCUCUGACUAGGACAGCAGACCUUGGACAACAUCACUGUCCCAUCCUGCCUGGGGUACAGGGCCACAUCUGCACCUACUGCCCCACUGAAGUUGGACUGGUGUGCCUCCCAAGCUAGCACCAGUGCUCUCAGCCCACUGCCCUUUUUAGGUCUGCACACCCUGUGUGCCUGUCCCCUAGAGUGAGGGAUGUGGGUUGAGGGUCUGAUGCAAAGCCCCUGGUUUCCCUUUUUGUGGGUUUCUUGGUUAUAGGUCCUUUCUCCACUGACCUUGGAACAGUUGGGUUCUCCCACAAGAUAGGGAUGGGGGGGGGUCACCUGUGUUGCUGAGGCCUCACUGGGACUCCAGAUCACCUAGAGGUGAUCCAGAUUCCCAGAAUUCUAAGAGAUUUCAUUAGCUUCUUCAAACAUAACGUGCCCUAAGGAGUACAUCUGAACAGACGUUUAGGCAAAACUUUUAACACUGCAGCCUUUCAUGGCACUGUCCUAGUGAGGCACCCCCCCCAUCAUGAUAGCCACCUAUGCCCCAUGACUUAUGUUGGCAAAGUUCUUUCCAUCCAUGAUAUGCUGCUUGGUGGGCACCACCUGGAGUGAGAGUCCAGUCCCCUGCAUUGCACUGGUUGUAUAGCCAUCUUCCCCAUGGCUUAACCUAGCACUAUGAAUGACAUCCAAAGCUCAAUAAACCACAUGCACUGAGACUGGCCUUACUUUCAUGUGAUCUGUCUUGGGAGCCUGGAGACCAAGGUCAGCCACAGGGUAUGCCUCUGCUGGUCUGUGACUUCAGAUGUCCUCAGAAACAAUCUGGACUACAUUUGCUCACCUAUGGAUGCCAAACUGAAUCAACUAUUAGAUCCUAGUGGCAGAAAUUUCUGUUGACUUGUCUUCUCUGCUCGUACUCAGAUACUGAAAACUACAUUUCCCAGCUAGGAGGUGGUCAUGUGGCACAGUCCUGGCCGUAAGUGGAGCCACAGGUGAGGAGGCUUCCAGGGGAGCUCUUGAAACGGAACUGAUUUGUUGACUGGUCCCUUCAGCCUUUAGCAUCCUCUCCCUUCUUCCCCAGAACUUGAUGACAGUGCCUGGGGACAUUGGUGCCAUUUUGAAAAUGAAGCCACAUGACAUUGUGGAGUCACUGUACCAGCCCCCAUCUGCCUCCCUCUAGACUUCACGGUAUGAGAAAAAUACCUUUAGUUUGUUUAAGCCAAUUUCUCCACAGACAUCUGUUAUUUGCAGCCAAACGUAGUCUCUGAUUGUUACUACCAU
Messenger RNA from Acinonyx jubatus (cheetah), 2246 nucleotides. It is a transcript of the gene GFRA4, whose product is annotated as GDNF family receptor alpha 4. The transcript is spliced from 6 exons. NCBI's taxonomy places the organism in Eukaryota, Metazoa, Chordata, Mammalia, Carnivora, Felidae. Gene Ontology annotation, biological process: nervous system development. The record is from RefSeq and is a predicted model, not a curated record. Gene Ontology annotation, molecular function: glial cell-derived neurotrophic factor receptor activity. Gene Ontology annotation, cellular component: signaling receptor complex; external side of plasma membrane. The coding region runs from base 190 to 996 and encodes 268 amino acids.